CUGAUUACAACCUCCGUCGCAGCAUAUUUACCUUUACGGGAUAUGACAUGGCUUAUACUUUUGACAUCACUUGGCAAGACAGACAUAAAUUGACAAUGGAUCCCUCACCGACCUUCUUGGCUUUUUCAGCUCCCCCAGCAAAAAGGAUAACAGUCAAUGUAAACCAAUCAUCACCUUAACAGUCGUCCUCAUGGAGAAACUACUCAAUAAAGUCUUAUACGGAUCAUCCAGCCCCCAAGGCUCCUCUUCCAAUGGUUCCCAAUUAUUCACCAUCCGUCCACACCCACAAGACGACAACCUUCUCUUCAUCCUCCCCUCCAACGCACCAAAAGAAUCUCCUCCUCUGUACACAAUCUACAAACGUCCCAGCAGCUCAACCCUCCUAAUGCACCGCGGCCCAGCCGCCCCCGAAAACAUAAUAGCAUCAGCGACAAUGCAUCUCAGCACAUCACGCAUCGACGUGUCGGUGUUUAACCAACCAAUGGUGAUCAAGAACAGCAGCAUGACAGGGAGUUGGGGGUUUCAUACACACAUGGGCAAGUUCAAGUGGAAGGUUAAUCAGAUGACUGGCACGGGGUUCGAGUUGUAUGAUCAGAAUGGGAGUAAGGUGGCCAAGUAUGGGAGUGCGGGCUGGACGAGGUUUGGGGAGAAGGAAGUUAGUGUUUAUGUGCAGGGGGAUGAGUUCUUUGUGGUUAUGGUGUUGUUUUCGGCGGUGGUGUCGAAGGAGUUGAAGAAGAUUAUUGAUGAGGUUGUUGGAGAGGUUGCGGGUGCCGUAGCGGGUGCAUAAGUUCAGUGCAGCUGUACAUGAGUGGACAGAGGGUGAUGCAGAUAAGCAUGGCGUUUGGGUCAAGCCAAGACAGGAUUAGUGAUAUCAAUGCGAUCGGUUUGUUUUGAAAUGUCCUCGUGUAAGCGACAGCCUGAGCCUUGAAAGGAAGCCUGCCAAUGCCACCGGCUCUCAUGUCGACGCACUCUUCAAACUCCGAAUAAACCUCGCCGGAACUCCUCCCACCAACGUCUCCGC
This is a messenger RNA of Fusarium odoratissimum NRRL 54006, 1021 nucleotides long. RefSeq lists its product as uncharacterized. The transcript has a single exon. The record is from RefSeq and is a predicted model, not a curated record. Bases 191 to 787 code for a protein of 198 amino acids. NCBI's taxonomy places the organism in Eukaryota, Fungi, Ascomycota, Sordariomycetes, Hypocreales, Nectriaceae.